This is a messenger RNA of Grosmannia clavigera kw1407, 1047 nucleotides long. Its product is annotated as snare complex subunit. The record is from RefSeq and is a predicted model, not a curated record. Lineage: Eukaryota; Fungi; Ascomycota; Sordariomycetes; Ophiostomatales; Ophiostomataceae. The transcript is spliced from 2 exons. Gene Ontology annotation, molecular function: phosphatidylinositol binding. Bases 1 to 1047 code for a protein of 348 amino acids.
AUGGCUCCACCGGUCGAGAUCUCCAUCCCGACGACGUCAACGGCCCCUGCGUCGGCUGGCACGAAGCCGUACACGCUGUACAACAUCACGCUGCGGCUGCCGUUGCGCUCGUUUGUCGUGCAGAAGCGCUACACCGAUUUUGCCAUGCUACACAGCGCGCUGACGGACCUGGUCGGCGAGGCCGCGCCUGCGCCGCUGCCGGGCAAGUCGUGGUUCCGCCGGACCGUAGACUCGCCCGAGCUGACGGAAGAGCGCCGGGUGAGCCUGGAAGCGUACCUGCGCGCAAUUGCAGAGUCGCCGGACCGCCGGUGGCGCGACACGAGCGCCUGGCGGGCCUUUCUGAACCUGCCGAGCGUCGUCAACGGAAGCGCGGGCUCGACGGCGAGCGGCGGAAACACCAACGGCAGCUCGCUCGAGUCUCGGCUGCCGGCCAUUGGCCUGACGGCUGCCAAUGCCGCCGCUGCCGGCGAUCCCGGCACCUGGCUGGACCUGCACAAGGAGAUGAAGAAGGCGCUGCACGACGCGCGACUGCAGCUGGCGCGACGCGAUGCAGCAGCGGAUGCCGUGUCUGGCUCGUCGGCGGCGGCCGGCUCGUCGUCUUACGCCGCCAUCGCUGCCGGUGCAGCCGCCAAGCGCGAGCUGGUCAAGGCCGGCAGCCUGCUGGCCGCCCUGACAACUGGGCUCAAGACGCUGCAGGAGGCCAAGCGACUCGGCGACGGCGAACUGCGGCGGCGGGCUGCCAGCAGCAAUGGCCGGGGGGCUGCCCGGGCUGGCGGCCGCGUGCUCGGAGCUCCACUGCCGGAGACGGAUCGGACACGCGAGCGCGACAACAACGGCGUCGUACAGCUGCAAAAACAGAUGAUGGCCGAGCAGGACCAGGACGUCGAGGCGCUGGCGCGGAUCGUGCAGAGACAGCGCCAGCUCGGACUCGCCAUCAAGCAGGAGGUCGACACGCAGAUCGGCAUGCUCACACAGCUGGAUGAGGACACGGAGCGCGUCAGCAACAAGGUCAGGGUGGCCAAGGAGCGCACCAGACGUCUAGGCUGA